AUGGCGCUACCUUUGCCACAAGGGUUAACUCCCCUUGAGGUCGCAUUUGUUUGCGAGAUGGAGAUGGUCACCGUCAUUCCUCGCCAGCAGCUCAAAAGUCAGGACCUAAUAGCGGGACCAACACCGGGAUUGCGGCCACCUCAUCGUGCGUCGCUACCCCUUUGGUUUGCCCUUCUCCUCAAACGUCAGCGAAGAGCCAAUAUCCUUCCUCCACCAUGGUUGCUCCCAUCAUCCCUCGAGAAGAUCCUCAGACACGAAACAGAAAUCUCACCAGACACCUUUUCGCCGCCCCCGCCACAUCCACAUCCUAUCAGCACUCGGCCUGCCGCAACCGACCAUUUGGCACCGCCAUUCCUGCCAUCGAGUACAGCUGAUGCCCCACCGGGAUAUCUCCCUUACCACUGGCUGGAGCUUGGAGAUAUAUUGUUAGAGGCAUGUAGUGAUGACAUACCAGACGCUGAUAGAGUGAGGACCUUAUUAAGAGACUUACGAGAGGUUCGAAUGGCGAAGAUGAGAGCUAGUGCCAAUGAUCUGGAGGGGGGUGGAGUGAGUAGUUUCAAAGGCGUUGGAGCUAUGGAAAUUGCCGAAGGCAGACAAUUCAUAGUUGGCGUUAUGGAUGGCUUGAGGAAACUCGGAGCAAGUAGAGAGGUUGCGAGAAGAGAAAGAGAGGAGGAUGAGGGCGGUGGUGCCGGAGGGGCGAAUAGUGACGAUGAAGAAAUGGAGAUGGAGUGA
Venustampulla echinocandica is the source of this 732-nucleotide messenger RNA. RefSeq names its product DNA replication complex GINS protein PSF2. Gene Ontology annotation, cellular component: GINS complex; nucleus. Bases 1 to 732 code for a protein of 243 amino acids. The record is from RefSeq and is a predicted model, not a curated record. The transcript is spliced from 2 exons. Gene Ontology annotation, biological process: double-strand break repair via break-induced replication; DNA replication. Lineage: Eukaryota; Fungi; Ascomycota; Leotiomycetes; Helotiales; Pleuroascaceae.